Molecule: messenger RNA, 5462 nt
Organism: Morone saxatilis (striped sea-bass)
Lineage: Eukaryota; Metazoa; Chordata; Actinopteri; Moronidae
Gene: nomo
Product: nodal modulator
Exons: 31
Coding region: 1-3666 (1221 amino acids)
Cellular component (GO): endoplasmic reticulum membrane
Molecular function (GO): carbohydrate binding
Source: RefSeq, a predicted model, not a curated record
AUGUUGAGAAUUACGAUCCGGGCCGACAUGGGAGCCAUUUGGGUGUUAUUGUGUAUCACCUAUUCCCAGUUCUUGAGCGUAUCGUCUGAUGACAUAGUGGUCGCAUGCGGGGGAUUCGUGAAAUCCGACGUUGAAAUCAAUUACUCUCUGAUCGAGAUUAAACUCUACACCAAACAAGGUUCCUUGAAAUAUCAAACAGACUGUGCUCCUAUCAAUGGCUACUUCAUGAUCCCUCUCUAUGACAAGGGAGACUUUGUGUUGAAGAUUGAACCUCCUCUUGGAUGGAGCUUUGAGCCAACCAGUGUUGACCUCCAUGUGGAUGGAGUGAGUGACAUCUGUACAAAAGAAGAAGACAUCAACUUUGUUUUCACUGGAUUUUCAGUCUCAGGAACGGUCCUGAGUAAAGGCCAUCUUUUGGGUCCGGCUGGAGUAGAAGUCAGACUCAGCCGAGUGGGAACAGAAGAGAAACUCCAGAGUGUCAUCACACAGCCUGGAGGAAAGUAUACCUUCUUAAAAGUACUCCCUGGAAAUUAUGACAUCACAGCUUCCCAUCCCUCCUGGACUCUGGAGCAGAGUACCACCUCAGUACACGUCUCCAAUGCCAAUGCCCCAGCCGCCGACCAUCUGGUAGUUGGAGGCUACGAUGUCUCGGGGGAGGUCCGAAGUGAUGGAGAGCCCAUGAAAGAGGUCACCUUCCUACUGUACUCAGCCACAGUCAAGACAGAGGACGUUGGUGGCUGUAACACGUCCCCAGUGGAGGGGGCUGAUUCUGGGGACAGCUCCCUGGUCUACUUGUGCAGCGCUCUAUCCAGGGAAGAUGGGACCUUCGUCUUCCCCGCACUGGCCAGCGGCGAGUACACUGUGGUGCCUUUCUACAGGGGAGAACGGAUCACGUUUGACGUCGCUCCCUCCAGGAUGAAUUUCAAGGUGGAACACAACAGUUUGAAGCUACAGCCCAUCUUCCGUGUCAUGGGCUUCUCUGUGACGGGCCGAGUUCUCAACAGUGCUGUUGGGGAGGGCGUCCCUGAUGCCACAGUGUCCCUCAACAACCAGAUCAGAGUCGUCAGCAAGGAGGAUGGUUCUUUCCGACUGGAGAACAUGACGGCUGGUACCUACACCAUCCGUGUCAACAAGGAGCUCAUGUUCUUUGAGCCAAUCACAGUGAAGAUCGCCCCCAACACCCCCCAACUCCCUGACAUCAUCACAGCAGGGUUCAGUGUGUGUGGCCAGAUCUCCAUCAGCCGCCUGCCUGAGGGCAUGAAGCAGCAGGGCCGCUACAAGGUCACUCUGACACACCAGGACCAAGAAAAGACCCCCAGCAAGACCAUAGACUCUGAUCCUCAGGGAGCCUUCUGCUUUCAGACCAAACCUGGAGAUUACAGUGUCCAUGUGUCGCUCCCUGAGGCGGAGGUGAAAGCAGGCCUGGCUCUGCAGCCUCAGGCCCUGGAGGUCUCCCUUGUAGACCGGCCCCUCACAGACCUACUUUUCACCCAAUUCAUGGCUUCUGUCUCUGGAAAAGUCUACUGUUUAGCGUCCUGCGAUGACCUCUCAGUAACCCUGCAACCAGUGAGUCGGCAGGGAGAGAGGAGGGCGGUGGCUCUGUCUGGCAGCAGUGACAUCCUCAGCUUCUCCUUUGACAAUGUUUUACCUGGGAAAUACAAAGUGAGUAUUUCUCACGAGGAGUGGUGCUGGAAACAUAAGUCCGUGGAAGUGGAGGUUCUGGACUCUGAUGUUUCGGGGGUGGAGUUCAGACAGAUUGGCUACAUCCUGCGCUGCUCCCUCUCGCAUGCCAUUACUUUGGAGUUCUUCCAAGAUGGCAGCAAACCUGAGAACGUCGGCGUGUACAACCUCUCCAAGGGAGUUAACCGCUUCUGCCUCUCCAAGCCUGGUGUUUACAAAGUCACCCCUCGCUCCUGCCACCAGUUUGAACAGGACUUCUACACCUACGACACCUCAGCCCCCAGUAUCCUGACCCUCACAGCAGUCCGGCAUCACAUGACCGGGCUCAUCACCACCGACAAGAUCCUAGACGUCACAGUUACUAUUAAAUCAUCUAUUGAGAGCGAGCCGGCGCUGGUUCUAGGUCCCCUGCGGAGCCUGGAGGAGCAGAGGCAGGAGCAGCAGCUGCAAGAGAUUCAACUGCGCCGUCAGGAACGAGAGCGGCGUGCUGCAGAAGAGGACGGAGGUGCCCGAGAUGAUAGCCCUCCUAUCCAAGAGAAGGCUGAUGAACUGACAGGCCCCUUCCACUAUGAGUUCUCCUACUGGGCCAGGGCUGGAGAGAAGAUCACUGUGACACCUUCCUCCAAGGAACUGCUGUUCUACCCUCCAGAGGUCGAGGCCACUAUCACCGGAGAGUCGUGUCCAGGUCGGCUGGUGGACAUUGCGGGACGUGCAGGUCUCUUCCUGGAGGGCAAGGUAUCACCAGAGCUACAGGGUGUGGAGAUCUCCAUCACUGAAAGAGGAGCUGCAACACCGCUCAUUACUGUGGCCACUAAUGAGAUGGGAGCAUACAGUGUGGGUCCACUCCACAGCGACCGGCAGUACAACAUCAGCGCCAGUAAAGAAGGUUUCGUCCUGAGCCCUGUGGAGGGAACCCAGGGAGACUUCAAGGCGUUCGCUCUGGCUGGUGUCACCUUCAAGAUCAAAUCAGAGGAGGGUCACCCCCUGUCAGGUGUCCUCCUGUCUCUGAGUGGAGGACAGUUUCGCUCUAACCUGCUGACCCAGGACACUGGCCUGCUCACCUUUAAUAACCUGAGUCCUGGUCAGUACUACUUCAAGCCCAUGAUGAAGGAGUUCCGCUUUGAGCCGGCGUCUCAGAUGAUCACAGUGGAGGAGGGUCAAAACCUCAGCAUCGAUAUAACUGGCAUUAAGACUGCUUACAGCUGUUACGGGGCGGUGCAGUCUUUGAGCGGGGAUGCAGAGAGGGAUGUGGCUGUGGAGGCAGUGGGACAGGGAGAGUGUAGUCUCUACAGCGAGGACACCGUCACUGAUGAGGAGGGUCGCUUCAGACUCAGGGGUCUGCUGCCGGGUUGCAAAUAUCUAAUUCAGCUGCGAGCGGAAGGCAAUGACCACAUAGAGAGGGCCUUACCACAACACAGAGCUAUAGAGGUGGGCAGCAAUGACAUCGACGGGGUCAAUAUCAUCGCCUUCAGGCAAAUAAAUCAGUUUGACCUCAGUGGAAACGUCCACACUUCCCCUGAACAUCUCCCAACACUAUCGGUGAAGCUUUACAAGAUUGAUAAUCUGGACAACCCAAUCAACAGUGUCUCUCUGGGACAGUCCCUCUUCUUCCACUUCCCUCCUCUGGACAGAGAUGGAGAGAGCUAUGUGCUGAUGCUGUACUCCACCCUGUCCCGCUCCCAGUAUGACUUCACUCUGCCUCAGGUCACCUUCACCUCCAGCGGCUACCACAAGCACGUCACUCUCACCUUCAACCCCACUCGUAAAGUGCCUGACCAGGAUGUUGCCCAGGGCUCCUACAUAGCUCUGCCCCUCACUCUGCUGCUCCUCUUAGCAGCUUACAACCACGAGAAGGUAAUCCCCCUCCUGUUACAGGUAGUGAAUCGUAUCCAGGGAGUGAGGAGCAUGGCCCAAACCAGCGGGGAAAACGCUGCUCUGGAUGAAGCCAAACGUCAGGCCAAGAGACAGAAGGCCAGACGUACAUGAGGAAACAAUUACGGCUUACCUCACACCACAUCUUUGUGCACUAAAUAGUACACUUGUAGCCAUGGUUACAGCCUUAGAGGAAACUGCAGGUAGAUGUUGGUUCACCAGAUAAAGCUCUUAACGUUUGGAGUGGCUGUGGUCAACUGUGGGUGCCUGUAAACUGUUUAGCUCACUAAGAUGUGAUUUGGUCCCAAGUGAAGCCCGACAUGAACCACUCAACGCGCAUUACCACCACCUCAUCAGCCAAUCAGAUUCACUGGACUGAUAGCUGACAUUUUACAGGUUGUUUUCUUCAGUUUGUUUUUUUUUCCAGAAUACUCAUUGUCUAAAAACGUUGUCAAUAUUUGUGAUAGAAUAUGAGCCAUUUUUAUACCUUUGUAAUUUAUGUAGGUCAACUCGAAUCUAUUGCGUGUGUUUUGAAAGCACCUGAAUGCUUUUGAUAUCUGUCCUAACAUUGUUUAGGACUAUCAGUCAUUGUGGAUUAAUCAUGUCUCUCACCUAUUAGCAUUGGGGUCAGUUCAGACAAAAGGGAGGUUUCUUUAGAAUAUGGCUGGGAUUUGAUAAGAUCCAAACCUCCAGUUUUAACUUAAAGAUAUUAAAUGUAUAGUUUCUUAUGGAUCAAAUAAAAGUCAGUUGGAUUUUGAGAUUUUUAAAUGAUCAUCAGAAAUGUUUUCAGAGCUUGUGCUUGUAUGUCACCCUUGUAAACUAGUGGUGAAAAAGUUUGUGUAUAUGUAGAGGCAAAGACUGAGAAAACAUCUGAGUAAAGAUCCAAAGCAUUAAACUGUGUAAAACAAAAGAAGAGUAAAUUAAUAACCUAGUUUGUUUAGACUGUUGGCACUCCAAAUCCAUUCCUGAUAACCACAAAAACAGGUCUGCAAAUGAGGAUAUACAACAAGCUUUGAAUUAAAAAAAAACUUCAUUUCACAAUCUCAAAAUCUUUUUUAACCCUUAUUUGACCCCAUAGAUUUGAUCAAAACUGAACUGACUCCUGUAAUACCAUCAGAUCCAUUAUGUACCUGCUAACUAUGAUUGAGGGACUGCCAAAGACGCUGACAACGUAAUAAAUGUACCAUUGUCAGCCAUAUCACUUAAAUGCGAAACACCCAUGAGUUACUGUAAUGCACUCCACUUCUGGUGGUAUUUUAUAAGCCGUUAAGUGUGAUGCAAGAUUGACUUUAUGUCAGUUUCUCCAAUAGCUCAGGAAAGUGGUGGUCAAUAGGAUGAUACAAAUUUGGGUUUGAAUUCUGUGUGAAAAUAAUUUUUGGUUUUGGGGGAGGUGUUCUGGGGUGUGUGGGGAGCUCUGUGGGGGAUAACUGAUAGUUGAUUAAUUUAUUAACAUAUUUCUAAUCAGAUGUGAAUAAUAACCUAGUUUGUAUUCUGGUAAAUGUCUUUCAGAAGUGUGCUUGUUUUUUGAAUGAUGUUCUGUCAGAUGAAGUGUGUGACAAGCUAUUUUAAAGACAACGUUAAAUUUAAGAAGACUCAGAGCCACAAAAGUGAAAAUGAAUGGGAAUAUCUACAAAGGGUCUGUCACAACCUUGAGUUAAACUUGAAAGUUAAGGCAGAAUUGUAAUUUCAUAAGCUCAUUGUCUUACCACCGAGCUGUGUAAUGCACUGAAAACUAUGGACCCCAAUUAUUUUUCUGUAUUUAAUUUGUCUGCUCUCAGUUGUGGCUGACUUUAGCUGAAAGAUGAGAAGGCCACUGAUUAUUUACUGAGUUGAAAUAUAUUCCAAUUAGUCAACAUUUAGGGGGCGUUGAUUAGUUUGGUUGGGGUGGGAGAGGGAGGAUGAGGGAGGAU